Exaiptasia diaphana is the source of this 2409-nucleotide messenger RNA. RefSeq names its product tripartite motif containing 13-like. Gene Ontology annotation, molecular function: ubiquitin-protein transferase activity. Lineage: Eukaryota; Metazoa; Cnidaria; Anthozoa; Actiniaria; Aiptasiidae. Gene Ontology annotation, biological process: positive regulation of DNA-templated transcription. The record is from RefSeq and is a predicted model, not a curated record. The transcript is spliced from 4 exons. Bases 265 to 1473 code for a protein of 402 amino acids. Gene Ontology annotation, cellular component: nucleoplasm; chromatin.
AUAAGGUAGAAGUAACUGGAAAUAAGGUAGAAGUAACUGGAAACAAGGUAGAAUACAAGGCAGGAGUACGUCUUCUGGUUUCCAGCUACUGCACGUGGUGACAAAUUACAAUCAGGGAUUAGAUAUUCAUGAAUAAUUAAUGAGUAUGAGAAUGCGUGAUAAAAAAAAAAAAUUUUCCGCAAAAAAAAUUGCAUAGACAAGGACCCAAUAUCUGGUACGUUUCUGAAUUUACUGAGGCGCAAAUUGGGUUGUCUCAGCCGACAUAUGACGUCUUUCGCCAAGCAGAAUCAUACUAUAGCCAGGAGAGAAAAGAAAUCAAAGAAAAUGGCAACAAAAGUAUCUUCAAGUCUUGAAGAUCCCGUCGAGUGUCCCAUUUGCCUCGACCAGUACCAGGACCCUCGUAUCCUCCCCUGUCAGCACACCUACUGUAGAAAGUGCCUGGAAGGGUUACUGCAUGAAGCGGACAGCGGCUGGUUUUCCAUUCAAUGCCCUGAGUGUCGGAUGAUAGUGCGGGUCAAGGAUGUUUCUUCAUUACAAGUUGACACAUUGGUCAAUAGACUUCUGGCACUAGUCGAGUUGUCCAAAGAUACUGUGAAAGAAUAUAAAGGGCAACUUCAAAAGAAAAUGCAAUGUCUACGCAGAACAAAGAAGGAGGUCGAAUCCGCUUUGAAGGCAGUGAAAGACAUGCAAGAAAAAGUGAGGGAAAAUGCGGAAACUGUCAAAAAAGAGAUAGAUGAGAAAAUCGAUGUAAAAAUUGCAAUCCUAGAAGAGACGCGCGCGAAACMUAAYCAAGAGUCUARUAGCUUGACGGCGAUGAAAAUGGAGAAACUCUGCUCAAAGCAGGACGAUCURGAGAUGCGUUUGGUUGCUCUUACCAGCGUAAUGGAGUUCACUAAAAACAUUCUUGCCAAAGGUAGCAAACGUGAUGUUUUGUCAAUGACAAUCCCAAUCCAGUUGCGUUUAACAGAGCUAUCAAAAAAGGAAAUUGAUGUCGAAGUGGAUGAGAAAUACGAGCAAAUCUUGCAAGUCAAUGAGAUACCGAAUUUUUAUGAAGAUAUCGUGAACUAUCUUGUAAUCAAAGACAGAUUUGCGCCAGAUCCAGAGAAAUGCACSYUUGGUUGGAUUGAAGGCACUAGCAACAUUUUCUUACAAGUCAGGAAUUAUUUCGGUGAACCAAUUCACAUAAAAGCAAACAGGAUUCAGAUUGAUUGCUCUCAUGUUCGCGUUAAAUGCACAGAAACUAUUGGUAAACAAGGUGUAUUUCUGAUAGAAUCCAGAGCCGUAGUCUUUAAGCGACCUUCUGAUUUACACCGGGAUGACACGAGUGAUGGAGAACUGAAAAAUCUCGAAGUCCAGGUUGAUGGUCUGUCUGUCCGAGGAAGUCCUUUAGAAGUUAUCACUAAACGCAUCACAGUUUGGCAAAAAACGAAAAAUGGUAAUCCUUCUCGAAUUAUAUCACCAAUAAAGUAUUAGGAAUUAUGUUCGACCUUUUGGACGUAAUAUCAACUGAAUCUAACAGAAGAUGGAAGAAUCCUUUGCUAUCUUGACUGAGACACACCAGAGGUGAUCUUGUGAAAGUAGAAAUUUGRCACGAUAAUAUGAUAAUAUCUAAUAAUUAUAAUACACGGUUCAUAUGUAAGAAAAAGUACUUAAAAACAGAUAGAAAGGUAUCCUAUUAAGAGAUAAGCUAUCUACGUGCAGCAAACAUAAAGGUAAAAAGCAAACGCUAUUCUGUGGAAACUGUGAUAUGCUGAUUUGUAAGAAUUGCACCAUUUAUGACCACAAGGAUCAUGAAAUGUUUCUCGUAGACAUAAUCGGUAGUCAGAGAAAAAGUCUUCAAGAACAAAUCGAAGAUGUUGAGUGUGCAAAAGACGCGGUUCUUUCUGAAAUAAAAAGAGUUCAAGAUAUGAAAAAGAGAGUGGAAAUUAGGAGAGAAACUGUUGAUAAAAAGAUAGAUUCCACAAUAAAUUCAAACAUCCAAACUUUGGAAAAAAUGCGCAAAUGUCUUAAAGAAGAAGCAAGAGGAAUGAAAGAGUUCAAGUUGAAGAUAUUAUCUGAGCAACAACAUGAUGUUGAGAUUCAAUUGAAAUGUUUGAAAGACGCCAUUAAGUUCACACAAAGUAUUCUCGGACAGGAAGGACAUGCUGAUUUUUUGUCAAUGGUAGAACAAGUCUUGGUGCGUUUGCCCAAACUGUCAGGAGAAAGAGAAAGAGAAUUCGUCGAAGAUGAUGGACAGGAUUUACAAGUCAAUGGCAGCGCACCGUGUUGUGAUUUGGAGAAUUUUUUGAAAGUGGUAGAUAAAUCAAAACAAAAUACAAUGAAAAAAUAUUCAUAAAGCUUAUUAAAUUUCAUAGACAUUCAUAAUGUCAAUAACAAAUUACAUAAAUAAAUAUGCUUGCAUUUGUUGCA